GGCGGCGAACCGGCUUCAGAUGCUUCUGGGUCGCGGUGGGGAAAGCGUUCUAAUCUGUGUGCGUGUGUGUGUGUGAGCUUGAGAGCCCAGGCUAGAACGACCCGGUGAGGGAUGGCGGCCACCAGGACGGCGGCCGCCGCGGCCACGGGCAAACUCCUGAUACUGCUGCUGCUCGUGCUUACGGCACCCGCUGCGGCGCUGGCCGGCUACAUCGAGGCUCUUGCAGCCAAUGCUGGAACAGGAUUUGCUGUUGCAGAGCCACAGAUUGCAAUGUUCUGUGGGAAGUUAAAUAUGCAUGUGAACAUCCAGACUGGGAAAUGGGAACCUGACCCAACAGGCACCAAAAGCUGCUUUGGAACAAAAGAAGAAGUUCUUCAGUACUGUCAGGAGAUGUAUCCAGAACUGAAGAUCACAAAUGUGAUGGAAGCAAACCAGCCUGUCAGUAUUGACAAUUGGUGCCGGAGGGACAAAAAACAGUGCAAGAAUCACAUUGUUAUACCUUUCAAGUGUCUUGUGGGUGAAUUUGUAAGUGAUGUUCUGCUAGUUCCAGAAAAGUGCCAGUUUUUUCACAAAGAACGGAUGGAGGUGUGUGAGAAUCACCAGCACUGGCACACAGUAGUCAAAGAGGCAUGUCUGACUCAGGGAAUGACCUUAUAUAGCUAUGGCAUGCUGCUGCCCUGUGGAGUAGACCAGUUCCAUGGCACCGAAUAUGUGUGUUGCCCUCAGACAAAGGUUAUUGACUCUGUAGACUCUACUGUGUCAAAAGAAGAAGAAGAAGAGGAAGAGGAGGAAGAUGAAGAGGAAGACUAUGAUAUUUAUAAAAGUGAAUUUCCCACUGAAACAGAUUUGGAAGACUUCACAGAAGCAGCUGUGGACGAGGAGGAUGAGGAAGGGGAGGAAGUGGUAGAAGACCGUGAUUACUACUAUGACACCUUUAAAGGAGAUGACUACAAUGAAGAGAACCCAACUGAACCCAGCAGCGAGGGAGCUAUUUCAGACAAAGAAAUUGCUCAUGAUGUUAAAGCUGUCUGCUCCCAGGAGGCGAUGACGGGGCCUUGCCGGGCUGUGAUGCCUCGUUGGUACUUCGACCUCUCCAAGGGAAAGUGCGUGCACUUUAUAUAUGGCGGCUGCGGCGGCAACAGGAACAAUUUUGAGUCUGAGGAUUAUUGUAUGGCUGUGUGUAAAGCGAUGAUUCCUCCAACUCCUCUGCCAACCAAUGAUGUUGAUGUAUAUUUUGAGACCUCUGCGGAUGAUAAUGAGCAUGCUCGCUUCCAGAAGGCUAAGGAACAAUUGGAAAUUCGGCACCGCAACCGAAUGGACAGGGUAAAGAAAGAGUGGGAAGAGGCAGAGCUUCAAGCCAAGAACCUCCCCAAGGCAGAGAGGCAGACCCUUAUUCAGCACUUCCAAGCUAUGGUUAAAGCAUUAGAGAAGGAAGCAGCUAGUGAGAAGCAGCAGCUGGUGGAAACCCAUCUGGCCCGUGUGGAAGCCAUGCUGAACGACCGUCGACGGAUGGCUCUAGAGAAUUACCUGGCUGCCCUGCAGUCUGACCCGCCUCGGCCUCAUCGCAUUCUCCAGGCUUUGCGGCGUUAUGUCCGUGCUGAGAAUAAAGAUCGCCUGCAUACCAUUCGUCAUUACCAGCAUGUGUUGGCUGUUGAUCCAGAAAAGGCAGCCCAGAUGAAAUCCCAGGUAAUGACACACCUUCACGUGAUUGAAGAAAGAAGGAACCAAAGCCUCUCUCUGCUCUACAAAGUUCCUUAUGUAGCACAAGAAAUUCAAGAGGAAAUUGAUGAACUUCUUCAGGAACAGCGAGCAGACAUGGACCAGUUCACUGCCUCCAUCUCAGAGAGCACUAUGGACGUCCGGGUGAGCUCUGAGGAGAGUGACGAGAUCCCACCGUUCCACCCCUUCCAUCCCUUCCCAUCCUUACCUGAGAAUGAAGACACUCAGCCGGAGUUGUACCAUCCAAUGAAAAAAGGGUCCGGAGUAGGAGAGCAGGACGGGGCACUGAUUGGUGCAGAAGAGAAAGUGAUAAACAGUAAGAAUAAAGUGGAUGAAAAUAUGGUCAUUGAUGAGACUCUGGAUGUUAAGGAAAUGAUUUUCAAUGCCGAGAGAGUUGGAGGCCUUGAGGAAGAACCGGAAUCUGUGGGACCUCUGCGGGAGGACUUCAGUCUGAGCAGCAGUGCUCUUAUUGGCUUACUGGUCAUUGCAGUGGCCAUUGCCACAGUCAUCGUCAUCAGCCUGGUGAUGCUGAGGAAGAGGCAAUAUGGCACCAUUAGCCAUGGGAUUGUGGAGGUUGACCCAAUGCUUACCCCAGAAGAGCGUCACCUGAACAAGAUGCAGAACCAUGGUUAUGAAAACCCAACCUACAAAUACCUAGAGCAGAUGCAGAUUUAAGUAGCAGGAAGCAUGUGGCACCCUGAAUGAAGGGGUGGUGCAGUGGGCCAGAACAGGUCCCGCAUUUUGGACCAAUUGCUGACCCCCAGCUGCUGUCAGAAGGUCUCAUCUUACAUCUUGACCUCCUGGAUUGUUUAAGACUCUAAAGUACUACUGUAGAAUUGCAAUUUCCAUUCUUUUAAAUGGGUGAAAAAUGUUAAUAUAACAAUAUAUGAUAUAUAAACCUUAAGUAAAAUGGAAAAAAAAAUCUAUUGCAGAUAUCUGAUGGAUGUAGUUUUCUUUUUUAAAUUAAUCAAAUCCCACUUCUAUUGUAUGGUCUCACAUGCUCUCUAUAUAAAUGGAAAUUGUUGAUUUUCAAUGAUAGACUGUAUAUGCAGACUGUUUGUUCCAGUUACAUUGUGUGUAAGUCAACUCUUUAGGCUCAUUCACUGUUCUGAUUUUUAUUAUUUAAAAAAGAUAAAAAGGCAGUAUUCCCUUUUUAAACUUUCAGAAAGUUGCUGAGAAACUUAGUGGAAUAGGAAACUGCAGUUGACCAUGAAGCACAUCAUGAUGCCCUUGCUAAAUGAUUCUGAAGGGUCAGUAGUCUCUUGGAAGCCCAGUGUUUGCAGUCUGGGUGGGAGCCUUGGAGUCUUCAUACUAGUUAUGUCACCAAGGUGGGGUGUCAAGGCAUUUUUGUUCCCAUGUCUUUCGGCAAGCCUAAUGCAUACAGAUGGGGGUGUCCACUGCUGCUUUCCUUCUAAAUCCAGUUCUUCCACAGCAACUAGCCUGUAGUUUGUGAAAUUGUUUCACUAUUUUUAGUUCACUUACUGUAGCUUUUUACUCUUCACUUCCCCUUAAAAUUGUGUGCAGAUGUGCAGUCUCUUCUUCUUUGGAUGUCUCCCUCUAAGGCACUGACCCUUGGCCUCCUUUUGUACUUUCACUUCUGCCUCCUCUCCUGUCAUCCAGAGAAGACACUACUAUAAGUAGAUGAGGGAGGGUCCAGAAGAGAGCAUGGGGAAUAUUUAUGUGAUAAGAGAAUGUUCCGGGUUGUACACAAAACUGGAUCUUUAGACACUGUGGAAAGCUUUGAAGAUUUUUUGUUUCUUUCACAUGAGUCUCUGUAAUGCUUGUAUAGUUCAUGUUGAUGCUCACAGCUUUUCCUUUUUCCCAUUUUCAGUUGAAGGUUCUGGUAACCUGUGGUGUAUUUUUUUUUCCUGGUUUUUUUUUUUUUUUUUUUUUUUUUUUUUGGACUUUUUUUGUUUUCUUUCCUCCCUUUGCCCUUAUCCAUGUCUCUUCCCACUAUGCACAGAUUAAACUUCACCUACAGACUCCUUAAUAUGAUCUGUGGAGAAUGUACAGAGUUUAAACACAUCAAUAAAUACUUUAACUUCCA
Messenger RNA from Ictidomys tridecemlineatus (thirteen-lined ground squirrel), 3766 nucleotides. It is a transcript of the gene Aplp2, whose product is annotated as amyloid beta precursor like protein 2. Gene Ontology annotation, cellular component: membrane. Gene Ontology annotation, biological process: central nervous system development; axonogenesis. Lineage: Eukaryota; Metazoa; Chordata; Mammalia; Rodentia; Sciuridae. Gene Ontology annotation, molecular function: serine-type endopeptidase inhibitor activity; heparin binding; transition metal ion binding. The record is from RefSeq and is a predicted model, not a curated record.